This is a messenger RNA of Anthostomella pinea, 1638 nucleotides long. NCBI's taxonomy places the organism in Eukaryota, Fungi, Ascomycota, Sordariomycetes, Xylariales, Xylariaceae. The record is from the annotation of a GenBank genome assembly.
AUGAGUGUAGGACACCACAAACGAGUCGAAAUAUUGGGUGACGAAGCCAGUGGAUUCCACUAUGUCUGCCCAUUUUGCGGUGUCUCCAACCAGUACCACAGGGAGGGCUCCGUCUACGGACACAUCAUCGACCAUCAUCCGGAGUACCGCGAAAGUCCACAGCUACUGGACGACGUUAACCGGCAUUAUGAGCCGAUGAAUCUCCGCUGCCCCCAGAACAACUGUCCGUAUGCUGCUCAUGGCAAUCGCAACUUGCAGGGUCAUAUAAAACGCCAACACCUCCUUCGGGCUCAGGAUGUUGCCUCUCGGUCCUCUAAAGCUGCGAGUGAACCCGAAUUGAAGAAGAAAGCCACCAACAGGGUGGCUCGCCCGGAGGGAAUGUCUGCCCUGGGAACACAAGAUGCAUCGGUUGCCGCACCCCCGAAUACUCGUUCGGCACUUCAGGACGAAGUCAAAGGAGGAAACGGCUCAGCACCUUGGGUAACCUCCGUACGAAGCCAUGAUCACGAAAGCAGUGACGCUGAUGACUACGACGACGACGACGACGAUGAUAAUGGCGACGCUGACGACGAUGGUGAAGACGACGGCGACGACAACGCCGGUACUGAGAGUGUCGGUCAAGCAAAGGAAGAGAACGAGACGGCUAUCACCGACCACCGUACCAUCGCUCCACUGCAUGAGUUACCCAAGCAAGAUGGUCCAAAGCCAGUUCUUCCCGGACGAACAAAGAUUCGAUGCGCGAUAUGCGCUGAAAAAAGGCCAAAUGCUGCUCCGGUCGAGCGGUCGCUCACCUGGCUCCAUCUGCACGUAUUCAGCGAACAUCGAGAAAUGUAUGCAGCUUGGAGGAAAGACAACUCCCAGCCAAAGCCACGUUUUUACCCUAGGAAUGUGAAACGGCAUAUAUUGGUUUAUCACGACCAGGAGGUACUGGAGGAAUGGCUAUCAAGGUUCGAGGGGAAGCCACCGGGUGAUCCUGCACCACUUCUCAGUGUAACUCAGCAUCUGCAAUUGAGACAAUUCUUCGAGACGAGAGUCUCGCGGCAUGCAGCCAAGCGUGGGAUGAAGAUGCCCAUGGAUACAUGCGACGAGAUUGUCCAAGUAAGUCGGGAUGUGUGCCAGGAGCUCCUGGACCACUCCUGCGGGACUAUGAGUCUCGACGAAAGAGUCCAGAUCACCGCCGGUCUGCUCAGGUUCUGGACAAGGACAGCAGCGGCGGCUAUACUCGAGCGCGAUGACUCGUGGGAGGCCGAGUAUACAGCUGCUAUGGACAAGUUCUGGAAGCACAUCGAGAUUGACUACGAAUUCACCGAGGGUGAAGCUCUGUUGCGGAAUGAAGUCCCGCUGCCGCCUAACGAUUGGGCUCAUACCGACAUGUUCCUCCUUGGCAUGGCAUACACCAAAGGCCUCGGUCUGGGCGAGAUGAAAUCUCGACUGUUCAGACACAUAUCCGAGCACAGAGUAGCCAACAUUGGUGCCUUUCUGUAUGCCGCCAUAGACGAUAUCAACAGACGCCUUUCCAAAGACCAGCUUGCAGAUCUUAUGGAGCACGGCGGCAACGUUGGCGAGAUUCAAAAUGUCCCAACUGGUAUGGCAUUUCCCCCUUGCAAGCCCUCUGAAAGGCAGGAGGAACGUCUGUGA